AUUUAGAUGUAAAUGUAACCUUUUUAAUGACGACUAUUUCAAUUCAACCUCGACAUUUCUUUUCGAUUGGUCUUGAUUCAGACACAUCCUCCAGCCAUUAACCCAGAAAUCAUUCAAACCCCACUAUCUUUUAGCAUAUACCAAUUCUCAAACAAGAUCAAAGAUCCCGCCUGGCUUCCUGUAGCCACCCACAUCAGAAUCAAGGCCUUAAUGCAAGCCCUUGCCUGGAACAUCACCCCACCCACAUCUCAACAGUUUUCUUGAGGUUUAUGUUUCCUCCAAUAGUUAACACCCAAUGGUUCUACCUUCUACCUACUGGUUCUGGUUCUGCCUACUCAGUGAGGCUUAGUGAUUAAAGUGUUGGACAACUGGUUGGAAGGCUGUGAGUUUUAAUCCCAGUUCCACCAAUCUGCCCUCCAGCUGGUCCAUCAAACUUAAUGCUCAGGUGUAUAAAAUGAGAUAAAAGUAAGUCGCUCUGGAUAAGGGUGUCUGCUGUAAAUGUAAAUAUUUGCUCCUAGUAGGCUAGGUAAAUACAGAUAUAGUUAUGAAAAAAUCCCUGAGUGUCUAAUUUCAUAUGAGCUUCAUAUUAACCACCACUGUGGGGUGUAACAUGAUAGACAUUCAGUGCUGACCAUGCAAAUUCCAUCUUUCGGCCAUGUUCAUGGCACAUUCUGGCAAUCUAUCUUGAUUAAUGCUUCAGACCGGGGAUAUCCAAUCCUAUCCAGAAGGGGCCGGUGUGGGUGUAUGUUUUCAUUCCAACCAAGCAGAGGCCACACCUGAGUCUAUUGAAAGCCAAGAUCAACUGAUUAAACAGGUGGAAUCAGGUUCAUUCUUGUUUGGAAUGAAAACCUGCGGUCCUUCGUGGAUGAGAUUGGACACCACUGCUUUAGACAGAGCUACUAAAGUCAAAACUUUAGUGUGCAAACUGCAUCAAGACUGUAAGUUGUGAUCUGAUUGACAUUAAUCGUGCCUCAUUCUACUCAUCUGGAGCCACUGAGUGCUGUGUAGUAAUGAUCCAUGCAGACUGACACGCCCUCACUGACCUGAAAAUAAACUCUGAACAUUUGAAAGAUCACGUUAGCAGAUGGGCCGCUCGUUUUACGACCAAAACAAGUCAGCUAUCCAGGGUCACUCAGCAUAGCCAAACUACCAUAUCAUAUCAGCACAGCCGCGUGUUUUCACCUUGCUUCAAAUCCGCUAAUGGGUUCCCAGCUUCCUUUCUCUUCCGAGGAAUUAUCCUGUCCCGUGUGCCACAACGUCUUCACAGAUCUGGUUCUCCACUUGUCAUGUAGUCACAAUAUCUGCAAAGUCUGUUUCGAUCAGUCUUGGAAGGGUGCGGGGUCUCUGGUAUGUCCGGUUUGCAGAGAGCAAACCGAUGUGGACUAUGUACUGAGGGAUUUAUGUGAGGCUGCGCCACAGAGAAGGAGGAAUGAAAACUCCUCCGCAUGUUCGACAUCACUCUGCGGUCUACACAGAGAGAAAUUCAACCUCUUCUGCCUAGAAGAUGAACAGCUGCUGUGUGUGGCAUGUCGCACGUCAAAGAUACAUGAAAAUCAUAAAUGUUGCACUGUAGAUAUUGCGGCACGUGACCAUAAGAAGGAUCUUAAAACUGCACUCAGACAUCUACAGGACAAGUGUCAGCUCCUUAAAACGGUCAGAUCAAAUUAUGAUCAAACUGCAAAAUGUAUUAAGUAUCAGACCAAGAAAACAGAUCAGCAGAUAAAGAACGAGUUUGAGAGGCUUCACCAGUUUCUUUACGAAGAACAAGCAUCCAGAUUAGCUGCUCUGAGACAGGAAGAGGUGCAGAAGAGUCUGAUGAACAAACAGAAGAUUGAAGAGAUAAAUAUACUGAUAUCAUAUUUUGCCUAUAUUCUCAAUAUGAUACAAGAGGAAAUGGGACGAGAGAAUAUAUCAUAUAUGGAGAACUUAAGAGCGAUAGCAAAAGCCCGAGCUCACUGCUCCUUGCAGGAACCACAGAUGUUCCCGGGAGCGCUGAUCAAUGAAGCAAAGCACCUCGGAAACCUGACUUUCAGGGUGUGGGAGAAGAUGCAGGAGAUCGUUCAGUACACCUCUGUGAUUUUAGAUCCAAACACAGCCCACCCUGAGCUGUCCCUUUCAGACGAUCUGACCAGUGUCCAGCGUAGUCAUGGAACACAACACCUCCCUAGUAAUCCAGAAAGAUUUGAUCAGUCUUAUUGUGUCUUAGGAUCUAAAGCAUUUACCUCAGGCAUCCAUAGCUGGGAUAUUGAGGUCAAGCAUGUUCCGGAUUGGGAGGUCGGUGUGACAACUGCACAGACACCGAGGACCGGAAAAACUCCCUUGGAUAGCGAAACCUGGAGUGUCAAGGCUUCUCAUGGUGAAUAUCUGGCACGGUUUUCAACAGCAACAGCCUUUAAGGUCCAUCUUAAAGAGAGUCCACAGAGGAUUAGGGUUCGGCUGGACUGGGAUGCAGGGGAGGUGCAAUUCUCUGACCCUGUCACUGACACACAUAUAUGUACUUUCAGACAAACUUUUACUGAGGGAGUCUUUCCUUUCUUUAUUACACCGUGCAAACAUUCAGUUCUGAAGGUAUUACCAUUAUAUGUUGGUUUUAUGCUGAAUACUGAACAGGGUAGAGAGUGAGGCAAGUAAAGCAUUCAUCUACAGAGUAAAAAUGUUACAUGUAGUAGAUAUAAUUCAAAGAAACAGAACCUUUUCUGUUCAUGAUCUGUUCUGAUGCUGUAGGUGAAACCUGCUUAUAUGUGAACUGAUUGAUGCCUGACAAAAUGAUCAACCAGAGCAAAAUAUCAUCCAGAAUCUGGAAUAUUAUUUGUUUGGCAGAUGAAGAAGCAGGUUCAAGGAAGGGAUUGCUUUCUUUGUGUGUUUUAAGGAGAAGAUCGAAAGAAGUACAUGUUUGUAGUAUGUUUUAUCCGAACUAAGUAAGUAUCAGGUCUUAAAGACAGCAAGUUAAAAAAAAAAAAAGAAAAGAACGAAAAAGGAAAAAAAGAAAACGAAAAAAGAAAACGAAAUGUUUUAUGCUCGAUUAUGGACGCUAGGUGGCAGCCUUGUACUUUCCCUUACCGCCCAAAGUAAUAAAUAAAUAAAUUAAUAAAUAAAUAUGUUUAAGGGUGUAUUAGCAUACUUAUUAUUAUUAUUUUUUUUUUUAUUAUUAUUUUUUUUUUUGAGUACUUAGAUAUGCAUUACUGGUGAAGAGCAGGAUUAACUGCAUUCUCCAACUAAUUAAUGUUCCAGUAAAUAUUACAAAAAUGAUCAGUGACCAAAGAAGCCAACAGACAAACUGGACUGUUAUCCCUUAUGAGUGAAAUUAUUGACAUUUGUCUCCCAUUAAGCUGCACUAGCAUUGUCCUCCUGUGACAUCAGUGAAGGACAUAACUGCUAACUGCACACAGCAAUAAUGCAAAUACAGACAAAACAACAAUAUAGCACCUUAAGCCCUGUUUACACAUGGCAUUAACAGUGAUCUGAUCUGAUGCAAGUGGUCAGCGCAAAGUACAGAUGUGAAGCGGGUCCGAAGCGCCUUGAAGAUACAUCUUGAUCCGAUCACUCCAUCUGCACUCGGUGUUGGUUCAGGACAAAAAUGAGCACAUAAUAUUUAUAGUGUUAGAAAAAGCAUUGCAGUGCACCCCAGAGAGCAAUGAAGGAGGGAAUAUAUAAGC
Molecule: messenger RNA, 3656 nt
Organism: Hemibagrus wyckioides
Lineage: Eukaryota; Metazoa; Chordata; Actinopteri; Siluriformes; Bagridae
Product: E3 ubiquitin-protein ligase TRIM35-like
Exons: 6
Coding region: 1201-2622 (473 amino acids)
Molecular function (GO): zinc ion binding; protein binding
Source: RefSeq, a predicted model, not a curated record